AUGACAAGGCAUUCACCUUUCUGGUUCAUGCACAAAGAAUUCACUGACACCACCCUCCUAUUCAACAUCGAAAUCAAGCUUGCCAUUGCUGGCAUCACCUUCAAAUUGGAGGAAUGCAUAUUCUUGAUGGGGAUGGAGAAGUUCAGUGACAGGUACCAGUUCGAUGAGUGGAAGUCCAUCUUCAACCAAGUAUUCGAAGCCUCUCAGGAGGGUACUGCUGUUGAGGUCAUUAGGGCAGCCAUGGCUGAGUGUGGCAUUGUUGAGCCCUCUAGUGACAUCUCCCAUAUCAUCCUCUCCCCCCAAGCUCCUUCAUCACAGACUCAUAAGCCAAUGUUCACCUUAGGUUUUGGAUCCCUCACUAACCACUCAAUCAAGCAAAAGCUCACACAGAUCCCACUGCUCUCUACACCCAGCAAAGCAUCCAAGAAUGAGCAUGAGGAUGAAGAGGACAAAGAGGAAGACAAGGAAGAUGAACUAGACAACAAAGUGGACUGCUGUCCAAGGGUGACCACAAUAGCUCCAUCAGGGCACAUGAAUCUAACUCAACAGCUCAAAAGCCUUUUCCACCACUAUGGUGGUGAGGGGAGUGCAGAAGGGUCAAGGGUGAAGGUGCAUCAGCAGGGCCCAGUGUGUAAUGUCAAAGAUCAUAUGGAGGUGAAUAUGAAUCAGACUCAGCCAAGAGUAUUCAAGGUCAUGCUGCCCUCUGGAUUAAUCCCAAGCAACCCCUGGGUCACCACCCCCAAUGAUGUCAAUGCACAACAUUGCAGAUGCAUGUCCUGGCUCUUUGACAAUGACUUCUGUAACUUCAGCAAGUGGCAUGUCUGCUUGAGAGUCAGGCUUGCCUACAAUCAUGGGACCCUGGGCAAGCAAGUGGUUCACACCACCAUUCCAGAUCAUUUCUUUUCAGAGAAGCAUGGUGUGGUGCCUCCUGGGCAUGUGUUGGCCACUGUGACCUCAAGCACUAAUGGUCAAUUUGCCUACAACUAUAACAAUGAAGGGGGUGCACUCCCCAUCAUUAUAUUACAUGCUGCCUGGGUUGCUGCUUCCUUCCAGUACCAUUACUAG
Molecule: messenger RNA, 1065 nt
Organism: Pisolithus orientalis
Lineage: Eukaryota; Fungi; Basidiomycota; Agaricomycetes; Boletales; Pisolithaceae
Exons: 7
Coding region: 1-1065 (354 amino acids)
Source: RefSeq, a predicted model, not a curated record